Exophiala oligosperma is the source of this 1247-nucleotide messenger RNA. RefSeq lists its product as uncharacterized. Gene Ontology annotation, cellular component: cytoplasmic dynein complex; cytoplasm. Gene Ontology annotation, molecular function: dynein intermediate chain binding. The record is from RefSeq and is a predicted model, not a curated record. Lineage: Eukaryota; Fungi; Ascomycota; Eurotiomycetes; Chaetothyriales; Herpotrichiellaceae. The coding region runs from base 1 to 1122 and encodes 373 amino acids. The transcript has 2 exons. Gene Ontology annotation, biological process: microtubule-based movement.
AUGCCGGCCCUACCGUUUGUACGGAAGAUCAAAUCAACGCUGGAUGCUGGACAUUUGAUUUCUAGUUCCCCACGUCGAAAUACACAUGCCACACAGCCGUCAACAAACGACGAGCAAGCACCAAGCACUCCCACACGGCUUGAGAAAUCCCAGCACAACCGUCUACAUACUAGGGUAUCAUCGCUAGGAAGCCAGAGUUUCAGCACACUCCGGUCCCAGCCAGAACGUACCUUUGUCGACCUCCGCAGACGACUUGCACGCAAAGCAUCUGUGUUUAGUUUGCGAGCAAAGAGGUGGAAAGCAGAAGUUCGAGGUCGAGAGCGAGAACGAGGGCAAGAGCAAGGGCAAGAGAAUUAUCCAGAGAGUGGUGCCAAAGGGACUGAACAAUUCGUCCAGCAAGAGAAGGUUUUGGCCCGCGAAGCGAAAGAUUGUUCAGAUCUCGAGGUUCGGUCGGACGUCUACGACAAGGCAAACGAAGGAGAUCCUGCUCCUCCAGGAAAAGGCCUCGACACCCCUUCAGCUUCUUCCAUAGCGACCAUCCCUUCUCCACAUAUACAGUCCUACUCUGUACCAGCAAAGCCCACACUUUCAGCUGUGUAUCCUGGUCGGCCGCUCGACCAAAUCGAUUCGGUUCAAGCACAGAUUCUUGGUCAACAGGAAAAUUACGUCUGCAGAGAAAUAGCAGGCGGAGUAAUCUGCGUCAACAUGUCUUCCGAACAAGCACCUCCUCCUGUCCCUUAUACCCGUCUGAAGGAGAUUACAGAAAAUGCCUGCUCUACCGCCCUCUCGAAUGUGACUGCAUACUCUCAUACUGAUACCGAGUCUUGGAACACGACAAUAAUAAACAGCAUUCUUGGCGCUCUGGUGGAGGAUACUUCGAAAUCUGGUUCGGCUUCCUCACAGCCACAGUUCAAAUACGUCGUCAACAGCACCAUCAUCCAACACGCGUCCUCGUCGUCGGAAAGUCCCAAGACUGCAGGUCGUCGAGGCAUGCACGCCGCCAGUGGUGCGUACUGGAACAACGAAAAGGAUGGGAUGUGGAGCUACAAGUACCCUGGGGCCGAGAGCAAGGGGCUUGACGUGGUGGUGGGCAUCAUUUGGAUCUGGGUUGGAACAGUAUAAAAAGUGUCAACUGUACGAUUGUCAUUCCCAGUCACGUCGGUAUAGCACAGAUUGUAGAAUGCUUAUUGGUCACCCUCGCGACUUAAGAGGAAGGGGAGAGAGUCGUAUGUGUAUAUGAAGUAAAA